Messenger RNA from Batrachochytrium dendrobatidis JAM81, 1134 nucleotides. RefSeq lists its product as uncharacterized. The record is from RefSeq and is a predicted model, not a curated record. The transcript is spliced from 4 exons. The coding region runs from base 1 to 1134 and encodes 377 amino acids. Lineage: Eukaryota; Fungi; Chytridiomycota; Chytridiomycetes; Rhizophydiales.
AUGACCAACGAAACAGCAAUCAAGUCAAAGAAAGAUCUCAAGAAUAGCGCCAACUCUAGUGCGGCAACGACUCCAAAGCAAAACCAUCGUAGCUUUAAUGGUAAACAAAAGGACGUGCAGCACAAAAAGCAUGCAAAGGAUCAUCUGCAGCCCAUGAGCAACAGCGACGAGGCUCGUCAAAGCCGUAAAGCCGAUCGCAGCGUAUCCCCUUCAAAGAGUGCAGACCCAAAUGCCAGCAUAGGUGUAGGAGAUAAGCCACUGGAGCUGGAGAGAGACCAGCAGAAGCCCACGGACAAACGACAACCAUCUUCAUUUAAAGACACGAAUGGUCGAAAAGCCGUAGCCAAGGAACAGCCUAAACAAGACACAGCAUCUACCACGACAACCAAUGGUCAUACCAGCAGUCAUACCAGUGGUCAUACCAAGACAGAUAAAAGUUCUGGCCAAGAAGUGUCUGGCAGAAAUGGAGAAAGCAAAAACACUAGUGCAGCAAUCGCUCACUCCAAGUCGACACCACAAACCAAACCAAUCGCUUUUAAGCGAUUGCAGGUUGCGGAUAUGUUUAACCAGGGUUAUGUAUGUGAACAUGAUGCUAUGCAUCCUGACAACGAAGAGUAUGAAUGGAUAAGGGCGUCGUUGAUUCAUCCAGAAUACUUUCCUGCAGAAGGUUGGGCAAUCACCAUGCCUGUAACUCCAAUUCCUAUGCCUGUAACUCCAGUCCCGUCGACACAAACGAGUACCAAGUCCAAUACCAUCAAGGCUCCACUGUCUUAUGCACAAGUGGCUACCAAAGCUGCAGCGAUCCCCCAACCAUCAUCUCCUGCUCCUGUCAAAGCACAGACCAGAUCUUCUGCUACCAAGUCUGCACCACAUACUGUAACACCACGUACUGCUACCCCAUCGUCAUCCUCUACAGCUCCCAUGAAGCCAACCGCUUCACCCAAAUCAUUGUCUGCAGAACAUGCUGCAUUGUAUUCUGGAUCGCGUUCAUCUUCUAAAUCAGCUGCAGAAAAUGAUGCCAAAAAACGCACAUCGGAAGAUGGUUAUCUGUCACCAACCAUGCUCGUAUCUAUAACAGUCGGAUUACUUGCAGUGGGUGGAUUCAUUCUACUCAAGAGUCUCAGAUUAAAGUAG